Molecule: messenger RNA, 1431 nt
Organism: Pocillopora verrucosa
Lineage: Eukaryota; Metazoa; Cnidaria; Anthozoa; Scleractinia; Pocilloporidae
Product: thioredoxin domain-containing protein-like
Source: RefSeq, a predicted model, not a curated record
UCGAACAUGGCGGACAUUGUGAGCUUCAUCAGACUUUGUACAUUGCUUCAGCUUGUUGUGUGUCAAUUUUGCUGGUGUGAUAGUUCUGUUAAAAUCCUCGAUGAUAAAUCUUUUGAGCACUUGACUCAAGCCUCAACGGGAGCAACAACUGGAGAUUGGUUGAUAGUUUUCUCUUUCACUGAACGGGAUCCAGAGUGUGUACAAUGCAAGAAAGCAGAUGAGGCAGUUGAGAAAAGUCAAGAACGGUUGGGCCACAAGUUGAAUUUUGCCAGAGUGUUACCACCUAGAAGUAAAUUGACACUUAGAAGAUUCGAUGUUCACAAAUGGCCAACUGUUCUUCUCCUUAAACAGGGCAAACAAUAUCAUUACUCAUCAGAGAAUCUUGAUGCAGAGUCUUUUGUAAAUUUUGUCGAAGAAGGUUACAAGCUGGCAGCAGUUACACCAGUACCACCUCCUAUAGGAAAAUUCGAUGUUUUCCUUGAAGAAAUCAUGGAUGAUGUAAGGCACAUUAUAAUGCUGAGAAAAAAUGCAGCUGCCAUGAUUUUUAUUGCGGGAAUACUGUUUGGUCUAAUGAUCACACCAGUACUUAAAUUGUUGGUGGUAUGUCUCUACAACUCGUUCCUACAAGAACCAGACUCAGACCAAAACUUUGAAGAUGAGGGUUUGGGAAAAGAUGAAGUUGAUGAAGAUGAAGGAGAGGAAGAAAAGAAAGACAGAUGAAAUGGCCAACUGUUGUGAACUUGAUACAUAUAAUGCUCUAUCAGAUCUCUGAGACCAUCUUAGAACUUGGGUUCUAUAAGAUGUUUAUAGACCAUAUUAUUCUAACCAGUCCCAAAGGAGAUUAUUCUUGCUUACAUUGAGGCCUCUAAUGAACCUUAGAUUGACUUAUUACUUCUGUGUUGAAUCGUCUCCAGAGACUUAUUUAUUACUAGUUGUUUAGUAUACACAUAAAGAAGAUCUUUUCAUAGCUUUUCUGAUAAAUUCCAAUCAGCACUAGAAAAACGUUAUAUUUAAGAAACUAUGAAACAAUUAUUUUACAAACAGAUUUCAUGUUUCCGUGCGUCUAUUCAGUAAAAGAUCACAGGUAACGUCAAAAUAUGAUCAGAACAAACACGUGGCACAUGAGGCGCAGCCUAGUGUGUCACUGAUAGUCUUACCACAUUUUGAGAUCUUUAGUGAACUAUUACGGAACAGACCAACGGUAAUAAGGAAACUAUUUGUUUUAUGUUUAUUAGAAAUAAGCAAAAUUUGUAGAUGUUAAUGACAUCUAUACGACUAUCCUCGAAUAGAUCAUGAGUAGGAGCCAAUCACAAGUUGUGUUUACACUGUUAUUUGGCCUAUUAUCUAACAACAUAAACAAUCAUCUAACAUAGAGUAUGUUUAUGGCGUAAUAUGCAGAUAAAUUCCUAUUAAAACAUGACAAACACCUCA